CACUUCAAUUCAACGGACUAAUAUUUUGAACUGAAACUUUAGAACUUGAAAUAACUGUGUGAUGUUUUUCAAAUAUAUGUUUUCUUUUGUGAUUGUUUUAAAUUAAGUAAUGGUUUAAGGUGUAAGGCUUCUUAAGGACUACCAAUUUAACAUCAUGGGAAAAGAUAUACUAAUUGGAAAAAUAGACGACGACAAUGCAGAUGUCCGAAAAACUGCCCAGGAGAUGGAUGUUAUCCGCCAGAGAACAAUUGCUUAUGAAUAUCUGUGCCGUUUGGAGGAAGCUAAAUUAUGGAUGGAAGCAUGUCUUAGGGAGGAACUUCCUGCAGCGGUUGAAUUCGAAGAGAAUUUACGUAAUGGAGUUUAUUUAGCGAAGCUUGGCAAUUUUAUAGCUCCAGACCUGUUACCCUUAACCAAGAUUUAUGAUAUUGACCAACGACGUUAUAAGAUGAUGGGAUUGCAAUUUAAACACACAGAUAAUAUUAAUAAAUUUUUACAAAUUUUAAAAAAGACUGAAUUGCCUGUGACAUUUCAACCCGAAACCACAGAUAUAUAUGAUAACAAAAACAUGCCAAAAGUUAUUUACUGUUUGCAUGCAUUAAGCUCACAUUUGUUUAAGCUCGGCAAGGCACCAUUAAUACACGAUGUCUUUGGCAAAGCAGUCUUUACAGAUGAACAAUUGGACUCUGUUUCGAAAGACUUACAAAAGUGUAAGCAUCCAUUACCAAUGUUUCAUAAAAUAAGCGGUAUUUUAUCAAACAAUAAUACAAAUGACAAUGUCAGCAUUCAGAAUGCUUUGAUUGAACUCAAUAACCUACUUGACUCGGAGAAAUCCAUAACAUGUGCAUUGCUGAAUCCAAAUUUAAAAAUUAAAUAUAUUCAGAACUAUCUUAUUGAUCAAUAUAAAGAGGUUUUGAAAGCAGCGAAACGUGAAAAGACAGAAGUUGCACACAACCACUCACUGAAUGGUAGUUAUUCUCCCGAUGACUAUGAUGAAUUACUCACUCUGGUUGAAAUUCAAGGUCAUAUAACGGCCACAAAUUAUAAACACCUCUGGAAGACACUUUGUGCCGCAUGUAGAAGUAAUGACAUUAAUAAACUCCACAAGAUUUUUACUGAGGAGUGGGUGAAAAUUAAAAAUUAUAACAGCGGUAACAUAGAUUUCUAUUGUGACGUCGUGCAAAACAUCAUAGAGAGUUGUAAAGAUGUUGAUGUGGAAAGUAUAACGAAUUGGCACAAAAUUUUCCAAAACAUUAUAAAUGAUGGAAACAUAAAAUCAAAAGAACAUUCGGAACACAAAGAAGCGAUUGUCCAAGUGAAUAAAGCGCUGGAUGAAGGCACUCCCGAUGAUCUAUAUGACGCUCUUACAAGUCCAAAGCUCGGUCUUAGUUUUAAAAUAGAAAAGUACGCUGCGCCUCUAUUGUUUGAAGAAAUGAGAUUGGAAAAGUGUGAAUUGGAUAAGAAUCUUAAUGAGAGUGAAAUAGCGGCAACGGCUUUAUAUUUGAAUGACGUAGCGGCUGUGUCGGAAGCUGUUGAGAGAGGUAAUGAGGUAGCUGUUUGGAAUGCAUUAAAUUCUAAACAAAUUAACUUAGAGGGACUCAGGCCACAUUGUAGACGACGUUACUUGUCCGCUUUGAUAAGCGCUCUGCAGGUUAAAGUUAAAGAACAGUGUGAGUGUCCGCUGCUAACACUAGAGGAUAUCAAAGAUACCCUUGAUAUGGUCAACGUGAAGGAUGACAAUAAUGAUGAAUUGAUUGAAAUUAUCGAUCAGAUCAAUAAAGCUGUGGCCGAUGAAAAUUCCGAAGCUUUAAUAACUUUGCUAAAAAGUUCCUGUCUCAAACUACCCUCGACUUUGCAUAGAGAGGAAUCCAUUUACAUGAGAACGUUGAAAAAGAGAUUGCUACAGAAGGAGUCAGAAAACUUAUGGUUGGAAGACAUCAUUGGAGCCAUCGACGACGUUAACACCGAAUCGAAAAAGGUUAAGGAACUGACAGAGGAGAUCAUUCAAUUAAACCUGGCUAUAGUCAAAAAUGAUGUAAAUGAUUUCUGGAAAGCACUAAAAUCACAGCAACUAUCAUGCUCUGAAAUGAUAGAGAGUUCCUGCAAAGAAGUGUAUUUUCAAAUGUUUUCUAAAGCACUGAAAAAGAAGGGGCAUCACAUUUGCCCUUGGAUAGUUUGCCAUACCGAGGCCAGUAACACGGUAUACAUCGACGUCGAAUCCUAUACAUAUAGCUGGAGUACACCCAAAGACUUUGUGCCAUACUCAAGAUAUCUCUCCAAAAAAGAUGUUAAGGCCAUCGUAGACAAGACAAAUAAACAUCACAUAAAUUCCUAUAGAUACAGAGAAUUAGAGAAGACAAUGACUAGAUUUCAAGCCCACUGCAAAGGAUUCUUGAUAAGAAAGUCAGUGACGAGACUGCUAUUUUUUAAAGACAAUGUUGAUUCAAUAAUAAAGAUCCAAUCCUGGUGGAGACAAAUUGUUGUUAAUAGGAAAUAUGGCACGUUGUUAAAAAUGAAGGCAAUCGAAGCUAAACUUCUGCGUGAGAGGAAAAGAAAUCCUUGGGCUUGGUAUAAAGUACAGGAACAAAAAAUAAUAAAGAUUCAAGCUUUAUGGAGAGGGCGCAGGGCGCGUAAUGCUUUCAUAUCUCUAUUCCACUCUCCAAAUCCUCCGCUCAGGGUUCUAAAAAAAUUCAUUCCGGUAUUAGACUUUACAACAGAAGAUUACGACAGAGAGAUGGAAUUACAGACCCUUAAAUCGGACGUUGUUCAGUCUAUACGAAAGAAUCAAGAGCUCUCGAAGCAAAUCGACGAUAUGGACUUAAAGAUAGGGUUGUUGGUACAAAACCGUAUAGCGUUACAGGAGGUCGCCGCUCAUGGUCUUAAAUUAAAUAAUAUAUUACAUCACCAAUCGAAAGUCAUGCAAGCAGAUGGGAGAGGCACUAUGUUAGCUGUGAACACGGCUGUUAAAGGUUUAAAAUCACUAACAAAAGAAAGUAAAAGACUGCUAGAUGGAUAUCAACAUUUGUUCUACGAGUUGCAAACAAAUCCUACAUAUUUAUCCAAACUACUUUUCUGCAUACCCCAAAAUAAAACCAAUUCGUUCCUCCAGAAUGUCGUAUUAAGUCUUUAUAAUUUCGGUGCGUACGCGAGAGACGAGUACUUGCUGUUGAAGCUGUUUAGGUUUACAUUGGAAGAGGAAAUAAGUUGCAAAGUCAUGAAGCCGUUCGACAUAAUCGCCUCGACCCCGUUGGUGUUGAAAAUGGCGGUCAGUCUGUCGAGGCAGCUGUCCGGUUUGAACAGCCUUCAAACGGUCAUAGGACCUCUGGUGGAGAAAAUUAUAAACGAUAAAGACUUAAACAUAGAAACUGGACCGGUCGAAAUAUAUAAAGCUUGGAGGAAUGAAACUGAAAUGAAAACUGGGCAAAUUUCGAAAUUACCGUAUAUAGUGAGUCAAGACGAAGCAUUGAAUUACCCAGAAGUGAAAACAAGACUGGACAAAGCACUGACUCAACUGAAAACGGUCGUGACAAUGUUCUUAGAAAAAAUCACCAAUUCUAUGGAACUUCUACCAUUUUGCAUAACAUAUAUGGCACGUGUUUUACAUCGGUCGUUGACAACAAAAUUUCCUCAUACACCAGAAAAGGAUAUUUUGAAAGUGAUUGGAAAUUUGGUAUACUAUCAAUUUCUGAACGCUGCUAUAGUAGCACCGGAUGCUUUUCAUAUUAUAAACCUACCUAUUGGCGGAUCACUGACAACUGAUCAACGAAAAAAUCUUGCAUCUGUCGCCAAGAUUCUUCAUUUCUCCGCAGCUAAAAAAGGAUUCGGUGAGGAAUCCAAUCACCUAAGAUGCCUGAACCCCUUCAUAGUGGAAUGUCACGAGCGGAUGAAGGAGCUGUUCCGUCGCUGUUGUCGAGGCCCCACGCUCGAGGAGUACUUCGCAGUGGACGAAUACACCGAGGCCACGCUACUGCAUCACCCGCAUAUAUACAUUACUGUUCAGGAAAUAGUAGACACGCAUGCUUUGCUGGUGGAGUACCAGGAUGUGAUAGCCGAGCCUCAGGACCGACUGAACGAGCUGCUGGACGAACUGGGAGACGUCCCAUCGGUGACACAGUUGGCGGCCAGGGACGUACCCGCUGUUACAAGUUGGGAUACGGAAGAAAACGCUAGAUUGGAAGUGUGUCUGGCGCUCGUCAACAAAUUCCAGGCUCCAGCCGACGAUAUGACGGAUUUGAACAAACUUUUCAUCAAGACCAAGGAAUUGUGCGUUGCUGUGAUACCCUUCCUAACAGGCGAACAUUUGCUAGAGGCGCUCUGCAUCGGUACGACAACAGAGCAACAAGAACAGUACAGCGAGAAGGUUAAACGAAGGAUUUAUUCUGGUCAAGUACGGCCUGAUGACGCAUUGACUCUACGUGAACACAUCGCUAAGCUGAGACGGAAUUUAGAAAUGUUAGAAGACGAAGGCUACGUCACACGGGAGGACGGUUAUCAAGCAUUAAUAACAUCUAUAGCACUAGACCUGUGCAAUAAAGGGAAGUACAGACAAGCUCAAAGACGGGCGCUCUCUACAUUGACGCGUACCAAACAGAGUUUGCUCGAGAAAACCAAAUAUUACGAGGAGAAAUGCAAAUCAUAUGACCAGUAUAUUAAAUCCUGCUUGGAUAAUCUUCACACCGGAAAGAGAAGCGUACAUGCCUGCUUACGGAGACCAGGAAAAGACGUUCAAAAGUUGAAAUCAAAGUUGACGAUCAAAUAUUCCGCAACGAAAUUACUGGAGAAGGGCGUCCUGCUGGAAAUAGACGGACUGUCGAUGUCUCAAUGCAAAAAUGUUCAAUUUGAAAUCACACCGACAGAUCAUAACGGAGUUUUCACAAUAACCGGCAAGUUUAUGGGAGUCGAAAUGGAAACUAUAGAUGUGGACAUUCAGGACUUAUUACAGAAACAAUAUGAAGGUUGCACCAUCAUGGAUAUGUUUGGUAAAGCUAAAAUUAAUGUUAAUUUACUCAUGUUCUUGUUGAAUAGUAAGUUUUAUGGUAAGUCUUAGAUAUCAAUGAGUGCAUUAAAUUUUGCUUAAUCUACCCAAACUAGCGAGUAGCACGACUUGUACUUGUAUAAUAAUAAAGUAUUUAUAAUUUAAUUAGUAUGAUACAGUUAUUGUUUAAUGAUAAUUAUAAGUCCAUUCGGAUUUUGCCCUGAUAGGAAUGUGAUCAAUGUAAAAAAUGUGAUUUUUAGCUUGUGAAUGGAAUUGGAAGGAAUUUUCGAAAUGGCAAAUGAAAUACAAAAUCCAAAUAGAAUACCAUUCAAUAUAGAAUUAUUGAACAAUUUUAUUGAUAAUUUUAAAAUCAAGACACAAAAUAUUUAAUUGAGAAUGUAGUAUGUUAAUGCUUUAGUAAGAUUACGAAACGUUAUUACUUCAUUGUGAUAACUCAACCAAAAAAAAAACGACCUAAUAAUCUCUGUGAAUAUAAUUAUAGUAAUUUUAAUAUUAGUUAUUUACUUAUUUUUACACAAAAAGUUAUGUAUUAUGACGUAACUGCUGUUAUUGUAAUUUAUUAUAAUUUUUUCGUAAUACUGAAUACAUUAUGUAAUAUUUUUUUUAUGACAUUUCUUUCAGUAAUAACAUAAUGCUAAGGACAUACUACAGAGCAAAUGAUUUCUCAUAUGGAACACGAUUUUAUGAAUUACAAGAAAAUAUAUUUAGGCACUAUUGAACUUUGUUAUGGUAGUGAAUACCAUUGAGUAUUUUGAUAACUUUCAUUUUGAUUAAUCGAUUUUACUAAUAAAAAGACAAGUUACUGAUUAACUCACAAAUUACUCAGCGCAGCAUACAUCGCCUAAUUUAACACCUUUCGUUGUCUAUUUAUUAGUUUACAUCUAUAGGCGAUAAGCGAUGUAUUUAUGAAUGAAAUGUUUUAAACUACCCUCGCUUAGUUAAACUAUCCAAAUCCAUAGUACUGUCAUUUAAACGCGAAACUUACCGACUCAAGUUAGUGUGCCCAUAGCAUUAAAAAAAUAACUGAAGAUUAAUAUGAAUUAUUCUUUCGUAUAAUAAAUGAGGCUCUCUUUAGCUAAUAGGUAUUUUUUAAUAUUAUUUAAUAAAAUAUUUUCAAGAAAAUA
Messenger RNA from Danaus plexippus (monarch butterfly), 6117 nucleotides. Its product is annotated as ras GTPase-activating-like protein IQGAP1. Gene Ontology annotation, cellular component: cytoplasm. Gene Ontology annotation, molecular function: actin filament binding; calmodulin binding; GTPase activator activity. Gene Ontology annotation, biological process: regulation of GTPase activity; regulation of actin cytoskeleton organization. Lineage: Eukaryota; Metazoa; Arthropoda; Insecta; Lepidoptera; Nymphalidae. The record is from RefSeq and is a predicted model, not a curated record.